Puma concolor (puma) is the source of this 456-nucleotide messenger RNA. The record is from RefSeq and is a predicted model, not a curated record. Lineage: Eukaryota; Metazoa; Chordata; Mammalia; Carnivora; Felidae.
AUGACCCACUCGUGCUGCUCCCCUUGCUGCCAGCCUACAUGCUGCAGGACCAGCUGCUGCAGGACCACCUGCUGCCAGCCCACAUGCUGUGGGUCCAGCUGCUGCCAGCCUUGCUGCUGCUCAACUUGCCGUCAUACCACCUGCUGCAGGACCAGCUGCUGCAGGACCAGCUGCUGUGGGUCCAGCGGCUGUGCACAAAACUGCUGUGUCCCCUCCUGCUGCCAGCCUACGUGCUGCAGGACCACCUGCUGCCGGACCACAUGCUGCCAGACAACAUGUGUGACUUCCUGCUGCCAGACCACAUGCUGUGGGUCCAGCGGCUGUGGACAAAUUUGCAGUGGGUCUACCUGCUGCCAGUCAUGCUACCACCCAGCUUGCUACCACACCACCUGCUGUAGAACCACCUGCUGCCACCCUUGCUGUGUGUCCAGCUGCUGCCAUCCUUCCUGCUGCUGA